Messenger RNA from Anguilla rostrata (American eel), 2302 nucleotides. It is a transcript of the gene slc24a5, whose product is annotated as solute carrier family 24 member 5. The transcript has 9 exons. The record is from RefSeq and is a predicted model, not a curated record. Gene Ontology annotation, cellular component: trans-Golgi network; membrane. The coding region runs from base 170 to 1717 and encodes 515 amino acids. Gene Ontology annotation, molecular function: calcium, potassium:sodium antiporter activity; calcium channel activity. Gene Ontology annotation, biological process: melanocyte differentiation; intracellular calcium ion homeostasis; calcium ion transmembrane transport. NCBI's taxonomy places the organism in Eukaryota, Metazoa, Chordata, Actinopteri, Anguilliformes, Anguillidae.
UUAAGAAAAUCAUCUAUCUUGCAGCCUGCGUAGAAAUAACUUGAGAGGUGCAUGAGAAUUUGUGAGGGGCUUACGACCAGCCAAACCUGGGGUUUUAGCUGGCUUAGUGUAAGAGUCUCAUGACUUUCUCCAUCAUUUCAUACCAUCUCUGUUUUUGAAUUCAGGGACUAUGGAUAAAAACACAUUUUUGCACAAGAGGAAGAAAAGAAAGGAAGUGUUAUUUUAUAUCGCCUUAGUGCUACUCCUCACAUACAGUGCGGUCCACUUAAUAUUCAAAGUUGCAGCAACUUCUCGAGAGCUUAGUUCUCCUAGAAUUCGCCGGGAUUUGGAAAAUGAAACGCAAUGCGUACAACCACAAUCUUCGGAAUUUCCAGAAGGGUUCUUCACCAAACAGGAAAGGAAGGACGGCGGGAUUAUUAUAUAUUUUAUUAUUAUUUUUUACAUGUUUCUGGCUGUGUCGAUUGUCUGCGAUGAUUACUUCCUGCCGUCUCUCGAGCUUAUCAGUGAACGUCUCGGACUUUCUCAAGACGUCGCGGGUGCAACUUUUAUGGCUGCGGGCAGCUCAGCACCAGAGCUGGUCACCGCAUUUUUAGGAGUGUUUGUCACAAAGGGAGACAUUGGGAUCAGCACUAUAGUGGGUUCUGCAGUCUACAACCUUCUUGGUAUUUGUGCAGCCUGUGGUCUCCUUACCUCUGUGGUUGGACGGCUUACCUGCUGGCCUUUGUUCCGAGACUGCAUUGCAUAUGCGAUAAGCGUUGCAGCUGUGAUUGCCAUUAUCUCAGAUAACAAGGUGUACUGGUAUGACGCAGCAUGCCUGUUGCUGGUGUACGGGGUGUACAUAGUCGUGCUGUGCUUCGACUUUCGCAUCAACGGCUACAUGAUGCGCAAGUUCAGCCCCUGCUGUGGCUGUCUGACGAAGUCCAUGGAGGACAGCGGAGAGCAGCAGCCCCUGAUUGGCUGGAACGAGCAGAACAGCAUGCUGACACACCAGCGCUCUAGGACCGACAGCGGAAUAUUCCAGGACGACUCAGGCUACUCCCACCUCUCCCUCAGCCUGCACGGACUCAACGAGAUUGCAGAGGCAGAUCAUCGUAGUGUCUUCGCCAUGCCAGAGAACGACCUGAAGAGAAUCCUGUGGGUGCUGUCGCUGCCAACCAUCCUGCUCCUGUACCUGACCGUGCCAGACUGCCGAAGAAGGUUCUGGAAGCGCUGCUUCAUGCUGACAUUCUUUAUGUCUGCACUGUGGAUCUCAGCUUUCACCUACAUACUUGUCUGGAUGGUCACUGUAGUGGGAGAAACGCUGGGAGUUCCGGACACGGUGAUGGGCCUGACACUCUUGGCAGCCGGCACCAGCAUCCCCGACACAGUGGCUAGCGUGAUGGUGGCAAGAGAAGGCAAGGCAGACAUGGCGAUGUCCAACAUAGUGGGGUCCAACGUGUUCGACAUGCUGUGCCUGGGGCUUCCCUGGUUCAUAAAGACUGUGUUUGUGGACACGUCAUCCCCUGUGGAGGUGAACAGCACGGGGUUGAUCUACACCGCCUGCACCCUCCUCCUCUCCAUCGUCUUCCUCUUCGUGGCCGUGCACCUGAACGGGUGGAGGCUGGACUGGAAGCUGGGCGUGUCGAGCCUGGUCCUCUACCUGCUCUUCGCCACCCUGUCCAUCCUGUACGAGCUGGGGAUCAUCGGCAACAACCCCAUACGGGCCUGCGGCGACUAAGCCCCGCCCAGGUCGGAGCUGCGUUCGGGAAACCGCGGUCACGCCGACGAACUUCAUCUGGCCUUAUCUCCGACACGCCCACCUCUCCUCAGCACGCUAAUGACCGUUUACAACCCACACUGGGCCUUCGGAAGAGGCCAGAGCAGGAAGAGCCGCAGGACUGGGGGCAAUAAAGUAAAACAUGAAAACUUUCCACCUGCCUCUGUGACUUGCAGAAAUUCUGCGAUGCUUAUUUAACAGCCCCGUACAGGGCUCAUCCAAGCUCCUGCUCAUAGCAGGAAGAACAAUAUCAUCGGUCGGUCAGCGCUGCCAAGAGAAGCGUCCACAUCAGAGUCAUUUAGGAAACGUACCCCUCACUUAGCGGUUAUUUCCACAUUUGGUCACUUUUUUUCCCCUCCCCAGUUUCACAGACCCUUUCACACGGUCUGAAAACAAACAGGUUGCUACGUAUGACCCAUUCUCAUUCUGUAACUAAGCAGUAAAUAAUGGUCUUCAUUUUGGUUUAUGGAAGAGAAUAAAAAAAUUCUGAUGUAAUCAAUUUUUAUAUGAAAAUUGUUUUUACUAUUAAAGACAAAUAUGAGCAUA